UGUUUAUCGGCGCAGGACUCUGUCAGCGACGUUCAACGCGAAUUUCAUUCAUUUCGUUGUGAUUUUUCACUAAAAUUUUUAUAAAAAUUCAUAAUAAAUCUUUAAAAUUCUUAAAUCUAAACAACAAAUAAAUGAAAUUUAAUGCCGAAACAUGUAAAUAAAACAUUUAAAACAAAUUUUUACAAGUGCAAAAAUAAAGAAAACAUAAAUUAAAAUAUUGCACAUCAGCAACAAGAUCACACAAUUUUUUUGUCUUAAUUUUUUUCUACGGUGGAGAAAUAAAAAAAGAAGGUUGAACAAAAGUUAAAGCUAAGCUAGUUCACAAAGAAAUUUGUAUAAAAAAUAAUUUUUUCUAAAAAAAUGUAUUAAAUUGUGAUAAAAUAGAAUUUAGCUAUUAAAUAUAUAUAUAAAGUGUGCGAAGUAUAAAAAAGAAUGUUACAAAAUGUUACGGACUUUGGAGUGUAAGAGGAAUGUGUAAUGAAGAAGAAAAAAAUUAAUAAUAUAAAAAGUAAAAUAAAUACAACAAAACAAAAAGUGUUCAACAAAAAAGGCAACACAAAACUGUAAUAAAAUUUGGCAAUAGAGCAAACAUUGGCCAAUAAUAACAACAAAAACUGUACCCAGAAAAAAGUCACGAUCAAAACAAUUGUUGCUGUAACAAAACGAAAAACCUUAGAAAAGUUUUAAAGUUUCUUGGCCAAAACAAAAGUUGGAGACAAAAUUUGAAACAAACCUAAAAGAAAUAAGGAAGAAUCAUUGAAUACAAUAAGCAAAGAUAGACAGAAGAAAAAACCUUUUGUCCUCAUCAUCAUCGUCAUCACCAACAGCAAAAGCCUCAUCAUUGAAUUGAUAGCCUUUUAAAACGGAAAAAACAUUAAUUGGCAUUGAUAGUUUUUUUUGCUGUUGUUUGGUUAUUGUUGCUAUUGUUGUCUUUACAAAUCGUCUAAACUCCUACAAUAUAAACCGCAGCAUCAGCAGCAGCAACAGUAAGAAAAAACCAACCGCAAUACAGCAACAACAAUAUUGUCAUUAUUUUCUAAUAGUGCCAAACAACAUUGACAUUACUUACAAUAUCAGCAACAACACCAACAACAACAACAAUAAUAACCUAACAAUUCAAGCUUUAAAGGAAAUAAGGAAGAGGGAAUCAGUAUCAACAUCAGCGUCUUGUGACUGUGUUUCUUAUUAGUUAAACAAACAUCACUACUUUUUAAUGUUGUCCAUUUCAUUUGAAAAGCUGUCAACAGCUUUUUAUUUGUACAUUUAUUUUGGCUAAAAUUGUAGUUAUAAUAUCAACAAAAGAAACCCUACAAGAGAUUCUUUAAGUUACGGAAAAUAAUAACAAACUUUCUUCCAAAAUUUUGUACAUUUACAUUAAGAAGUAAUAGAAACGCUGCGCUUAUUCUUAUUGGAAUUUCACAUCGAAUUUUACAAAAUUUCUAUAUAAAAUAUGGCGAACUUAGAUGAGGAUCGAAGGCGAAGGACUCAUGUGCUAGAGCAGGAGAUGCGUAAUCCAUUUAGUAUUUGCAAUGUAGACUGCCUGCUAGACACAGUGACCGCGUUGGUUUCCGACUGUGAUCAUGAAUCAUUGAAACGCCUCAAAAAUAUAGAACAAUAUGCAUCAAAAUACAAGCCACUCGCACAACAAAUCUGCCAACUGCGCAUGAAUGUGGAAGAUUUUGAUUUUAUUAAAAUCAUAGGUGCCGGUGCUUUUGGUGAAGUACAAUUGGUUAGGCAUAAAUCCUCCCGUCAAGUGUAUGCUAUGAAAAGACUUUCAAAAUUUGAAAUGAUGAAACGACCGGAUUCGGCAUUUUUCUGGGAAGAACGUCAUAUAAUGGCACAUGCCAACUCUGAAUGGAUUGUUCAAUUACAUUUCGCUUUUCAGGAUAACAAGUAUCUGUAUAUGGUUAUGGAUUACAUGCCCGGUGGUGAUAUAGUAUCAUUGAUGUCAAUGUAUGAAAUACCCGAAAAAUGGGCCAUAUUCUAUACAAUGGAAGUGGUUUUGGCGUUGGAUACCAUACACAAUAUGGGUUUUGUGCAUCGUGAUGUAAAGCCCGAUAAUAUGUUACUGGAUCGUUAUGGUCAUUUAAAGUUGGCUGAUUUUGGUACUUGUAUGCGUAUGGGCUCUAAUGGUUUGGUGGUAUCCAGUAAUGCUGUAGGUACACCCGAUUAUAUAAGUCCUGAAGUCUUGCAAUCCCAGGGUGUGGAUAAUGAAUAUGGCCGUGAAUGUGAUUGGUGGUCUGUGGGCAUUUUCCUUUACGAAAUGCUAGUGGGUGAUACUCCCUUCUAUGCUGAUUCUUUGGUGGGCACAUAUGGCAAAAUUAUGGAUCAUAAAAAUUCUUUAAGUUUUCCGGCCGAAGUAGAAAUUAGUGAAAAUGCUAAAAGUCUUAUACGAGCCUUUCUCACAGAUCGCACUCAAAGGUUGGGUCGUCAUGGCAUAGAUGAGAUUAAGCAGCAUCCAUUUUUUCAGAAUGACACUUGGAGUUUUGAUAAUAUUAGAGAAAGUGUUCCUCCUGUAGUACCAGAGCUUUCAUCUGAUGAUGAUACCAGAAAUUUCGAAGACAUCGAAAGAGAUGAGACUCCAGAAGAAGUAUUUCCCAUACCCAAGAAUUUUGAUGGUAAUCACUUGCCAUUUAUAGGUUUCACCUACACGGGAGAUUAUCAGUUGUUGUCGAACAAUGACACCGUCGACGCUGAGGCUAAGGAAAACAGUACAAAUAUUGCCAAUCACAACCAUAGACAUAGACCUUCUAAUUCGAAUGAAAUAAAACGUUUGGAAGCAUUACUCGAGAGAGAACGUAAUCAUUCCGAAACAUUGGAGAAACAAGACAAAGCCUUGAGACAACAAUUGGAAAUUAUUACAAAACGUGAAGCCGAAUUACAAGCUAUGUCUUCCGAAUAUGAAAAGGAUUUGGCUAUAACGCAACACAACUAUAAAAUUGCUUUGCAGAAGUUUGAACAGGAGAUUGAGUUACGCAAGAAAACUGAAAUUCUUUUGGCCGAAACGCAGAAAAAUCUUGACAACGAACAGAAAAUCCGAACACGUGAAAUGAACAAUAAUCAACAUCAUAACGAAAAAAUAGUUACGCUUGAAAAGCAAUUAAAAGAAAUGGAGGAGAAUUUCAAAAAUGAAACCGAAAAUUCUCAAAAACUAAAGAAACAAACAGCGGAAUGGGGUUUGGCCAAACAAGAGCUCGAAGCUAAAAUAGCUCAAAACCAAGUAAUGCUGACAAGCUUGCAAAAUCAAAAGGAAACUUUGCAGCAAGAAGUAGCCGAACUUCAAGCUCAAUUGGCACAGGAGAAAAAUUCACGUUCUCAAUUAAAAGAACUGCAGAAAGAAACGGAGAAUAAAUUACAAACCAUUUCGAAUGAUUUAGAGAGAGCCGUAACAAGAGAACAACAAGCUUACGAAGACAAUCGAGUAUUAACAGAGAAAAUUUCCGAUUUAGAAAAAUCCAAUGCUAGUUUAGAUUUUGAAUUGAAAGCAGCCCAGGGUCGGUACCAGCAAGAAGUUAAAGCACACCAGGAAACAGAAAAAUCACGUAUGUUAAGUCGCGAAGAAGCCAACCUACAAGAAGUUAAAGCUUUACAAACCAAACUUAAUGAGGAGAAGUCGGCGCGCAUUAAAGCCGAUCAAAAUUCUCAGGAAAAGGAAAGACAAUUAAGUAUGCUCUCUGUAGACUACAGACAAAUACAACAACGUUUGCAAAAGUUGGAGGGUGAGUGCCGACAAGAGGCUGAAAAAGUUACGGUAUUGCAAUCACAACUGGAUCAAGAACAUACGAAAAAGAAUUCAUUACUCUCCGAUUUAAGCCUAAAGAGUUCAGAAGUGGCCCAUCUAAAAUCCCGAGAAAAUCAAUUACAAAAGGAAUUGGCUUCUCUUAGAGAAAAUAAACGUAAACAUGAGGAAGACAUGUCCCAAAUAAAGAUUGCUCUCAACAAGGAGAUCCUACAAAAGAAAGAACUUCAAGAUCAACUAGAUGCCGAACAAAUUUUCUCCCGCCUUUAUAAAGCACAAGCUAAUGAACACCGUGAAGAAAUUGAGGAAAAAUCUCGCGAAAUACAAGAUCUUAAAGAGGAACGUGUCUCACUUAAACAUCAAGUACAAGUAGCUGUGGCUCGUGCCGACUCCGAAGCAUUGGCUCGUUCUAUUGCCGAAGAAACUGUAGCGGAUUUGGAAAAGGAGAAGACCAUUAAGGAAUUGGAACUUAAAGACUUUAUGACCAAACAUCGCAAUGAAAUAUCCGCCAAAGAUUCUCUUUUGGCAGCAGCUAAAGAUGCUGAAGCCGAUUUUAUUAAGAAAAUUAAUCAAAAGAAUUCCGAAUAUGAUGAUUUGAUGCAACAGAAUAAGAAAUUGCAAGAAGAAAUGGCACAGGUGAAGACAACGAAGGAAGAGGAAAUUGUUAAACUCAAAGAGAAAUGGAAGAAUGAAAUGCUUUUGAAACAGGUGGCUGUUAAUAAAUUGGCCGAAGUUAUGAAUCGUAGAGAUACAGAUUUGCAAAAACAAAAAGGCAAAACACGUUCAUCCGCCGAAUUGCGUAAGAAAGAAAAAGAAAUGCGUCGUUUACAACAAGAAAUGCAGCAAGAACGUGAGAAAUACAAUCAAUUGCUACUUAAACACCAAGACUUACAAAGUCAAGUCAUUGAAGACAGUCACAUUAAACAAAAACUACAAAUGGAAAUUGACUGCAAGGCCACAGAGAUUGAGCAACUGCAAUCUAAGCUCAAUGAAACUGCAUCACUAUCAUCAGCCGAUAACGAUCCCGAAGACAAUCAAAAUUCAUCCUUACUUUCACUUACACAGGAUUCGGUAUUCGAGGGCUGGUUAAGUGUGCCCAAUAAACAGAAUAUAAGACGUCAUGGAUGGAAACGUCAAUUUGUGGUGGUAUCAUCACGUAAAAUUAUAUUCUAUAAUUCUGAAAUUGACAAACAGAAUACCAUUGAUCCUGUGCUAAUAUUAGAUUUAAGCAAAGUGUUUCAUGUAAGAUCAGUAACUCAGGGUGAUGUUAUAAGAGCCGAUGCCAGAGAGAUACCACGAAUUUUCCAAUUGUUAUACGCCGGUGAAGGAGAAGCCCGCCGACCCGAUGAACAACAACAAUUGGAUAUAAGUGUGCUUAGAGGUGGUAAUGCCGAAGAACGACCAGGAUCCAUAAUACACAAAGGCCAUGAAUUUGUGCAUAUUACAUAUCAUAUGCCCACUGCUUGUGAAGUGUGUCCUAAACCCUUGUGGCAUAUGUUUAAACCACCAGCGGCCUAUGAGUGUAAAAGAUGCCGCAACAAAAUCCACAAGGAACAUGUUGACAAUAAUGAUCCCUUAGCCCCUUGCAAACUGCAUCAUGAUCCUCACAGUGCGAGAGAAAUGCUUUUGUUAGCUUCCAAUACCGAUGAACAGAAUUUAUGGGUAUCACGUCUCUCUAAACGUAUCCAAAAAUGUGGAUAUAAGGCGAAUUCCUCAUCUAAUAAUAAUAGCAAUAAUACCGAUGGUAGUAAAAUAUCACCAAGCCAAUCAACACGUUCCAAUUACAAGCCAUAUGCAGUUAAUGUACAAAGAUCAGCUACGCUGCCAGCGAAUUCAUCAUUAAAACAGUGAUUUAUAAUGUUUUAUUAUUAUUUUUUAAUUUUCUUAAAAAUUUAACUUUAGUUUUAUUAAUUUUUUUAAUUUAAAUUUAUAAUCUCUAAUUUCUGCUGUUUAUAUUUAUAUUAAUCUGUAACAGAGUUGUUUUUCAUUUUAAGUUGCUUCUUUUGUUUUUAAUUUAAACUAAUAAUUUUUGUUUUUUCUCUCCCUCGCUCACAUAAUAAAUAAUUUAAUAAUAACGCUAUUAAUUUUUUAAUUUUGUUUAUCUGUUAAUUAUCUUAUUAUUAUUAUUAUUUCCUUUGUGUUUAUUAAACCAAAAACCUUUUUAUUUUUGCUAAAUAACUUAAACUUAUCAUUAUAACAUUUACUAAAAAAAAGAAGAAAAGAAAAGUAUGUACUUUAAAAAAGAAAACCUAAAAAAUAACUUUUAUCUCUUUAAAUUAUUGCUCUAAUUUAUCAACAAUAUAAUCAACUGAAAGAUGUUAAAAACAGAAACAUUAUUAAUUUUUAAACAUAUUUUUUUAUAAACAUUUUAUAAAGUAGCUUUUAUGUUUUUUUUUUAUCUAAGGAAAGAAGAAGUAUAAUUUAGGCACUAAAGUGUAACUUAAAUGAGAAAAAAUAAGAUAUUUUUUAUUUGUAUUUUAUUUUUAUAUAUAAAAAUUUAUUCUUAAGCAAUUGCCAAAACUCUUAAAAGAGAGCCAAUAUAAAAAAAGAAAAAAAUCUUGAAAAAAAUCAAUAAAAAUUUUAAAAAUAAUAAAAAAUUACAAAAAAAAAAAAAAUACAAUACUUAUAAUUAAUUAGUGUAUAAAUUACUACAUAUCCUUUAUUAUUCUACCCCCUUUACAUUUCUGGCAACUGUUUUGUAUUAAUUAAAUAACGAAACAUAACCAACUAUAGGAAAAUAUUUAGCUUUGGCAAUGAACUAAGAAGAGAUUUGAAAUAUUUUUGAGAAAUUUCAGAAAAACAAAUAAACUUUACAAUUGCAGCAAAAAUUCUCGACUAUAGACAAGAUUAUAGAAAACUUAUAGCCUCGUCUUUAGACAGAACUAUGAAUUAUCAUCUACAGACAAUUCUAUAGUCUCGACUCUAGACAAUAUUAGGUUUGUUUGGAUCAGUUAUAAAAAUGAUUUGUAUAUUCGGUAAAGUUUAGUAUAAAGAUUUAUUUCUUUAAUAACAAUUUAGUUUUUCAUACUCUACUGUCUUACUUUAAACUAAUCUUUACAUCUAUAACACUUUUUCAAACAUAUUUCAAAUCUUUCUAGUUUAAAAAACAUAAAAAAACAUUUCUAUUCACUUCUCUAUCUCUUAACUAUUUUUUUUAAUAAUUUUAUAUUUAUGGCAUAAUUUGUUCUUUAAAAGGAAUAAAAAAACAAGAAAUAAUUUCAUACCAAUGUUGCAACUAAUAAUUCCAUACUUAAAAGUAUCAAAUAUGAAAAUUAUA
Molecule: messenger RNA, 7016 nt
Organism: Lucilia sericata (common green bottle fly)
Lineage: Eukaryota; Metazoa; Arthropoda; Insecta; Diptera; Calliphoridae
Product: rho-associated protein kinase 1
Exons: 11
Coding region: 1451-5590 (1379 amino acids)
Biological process (GO): cortical actin cytoskeleton organization; mitotic cytokinesis; Rho protein signal transduction
Cellular component (GO): cytoskeleton; cytoplasm
Molecular function (GO): small GTPase binding; ATP binding; Rho-dependent protein serine/threonine kinase activity
Source: RefSeq, a predicted model, not a curated record